Cinclus cinclus is the source of this 1822-nucleotide messenger RNA. RefSeq names its product RAD18 E3 ubiquitin protein ligase (gene RAD18). NCBI's taxonomy places the organism in Eukaryota, Metazoa, Chordata, Aves, Passeriformes, Cinclidae. Gene Ontology annotation, cellular component: nucleus; Rad6-Rad18 complex. Gene Ontology annotation, biological process: DNA damage tolerance; protein monoubiquitination. The record is from RefSeq and is a predicted model, not a curated record. Bases 1 to 1497 code for a protein of 498 amino acids. Gene Ontology annotation, molecular function: single-stranded DNA binding; ubiquitin protein ligase activity. The transcript has 13 exons.
AUGGCCCUGGCGCUGCUCGAGCCGCCGUGGCCGCCCAGCCUGGCCCCGCUGAAGGCCGUGGAUGACUUGCUGCGCUGCGGGAUCUGCUUCGACUACUUCAGCAUCGCCGUGAUCAUCCCGCAGUGCUCGCACAGCUAUUGUUCCCUUUGUAUCCGCAAGUUUUUGUCCUACAAAACGCAGUGUCCAACAUGCUGUGUGGCAGUCUCAGAAUCUGACCUGAGAAACAACCGACUUUUGGAUGAUCUAGUGAAGAGCUUUAAUUCUGCAAGGCAGCAGCUGCUGCAGUUGGUGUUGGAUGCUGCCCCAGCUCCAUCCCCGCUGGCCCCUGGCCAGUGUCUGUCUGCAGAGAGCCACAGGAGUCCUGGUGCUCAGCCAGAGCCUGGAGAGGGGCCAGGGAUUGACAGCCUUGUAAGGAAGGACAAAAUCUGCACCUCCACCAAGACAGGACUGGCAUGGACUGGUCAGAAGAAUUUCAAAACUGAGGGGCACCAUGACCUUCACAGCACUUCUGCAGAGGUUGGUGGUGAAGACAGCAGAGUGGGGUCAGAGGAGAUUGCUGGGUGCACCGAAAAUCAUGAGAAGCCUUCUACAUCUGUGGUGAAAGGAGACAGGAAAGUGGAAUGUCCUGUUUGUGAGGUUGCUGUUCUAGAGCAGUAUAUCAACAAGCAUCUGGAUAGCUGCUUGAGCAGAGAGGAGAAGAAGGACAGCCUCCGAAGUUCUGCUCACAAAAGAAAGCUGAUGUCUAAAGUUGUUUAUAACCUGCUGUCGGACCGGGACCUGAGGAAGAAGCUCAAGGAACAUGGUCUGUCCACCUCUGGGAGCCGCCAGCAGCUCAUUAAGAGACACCAGGAGUUUGUGCACAUGUACAAUGCUCAGUGUGAUUCCCUAAAUCCCAAAUCAGUUGCAGAGGUUGUUAAAGAGCUGGAAAAGAAUGAGAAGAUUCGGGUUCAGCUAGAGUGUAAUAAACCUGGUGAAAAUAGCUUGACCUUCACAAAGGACCAGACAGAGGAAGAAAUAGAUGAUAUCCACACUGAAUAUCGAAACAAGCACAGAAGUGAAUUCAAGCUCUUGGUGGAUCAGGUAAAUAAACGGUGGAAGAAGAUAGGUGAGAGGAAAGCAGGAAGUGCUCAAAACAAAGAGGAAGUUGCUGUCAAGGAGCUGCCAGCAGCCACAGAACCUGGGGAAGAGCAUCACACAUCUGUUGUCCCUGGAAAAGCCCAGACACUCCAACCAGAAAUUCUUGAUGGCCAAAGAAGUGGAUCUCAUUGCUUGAAGGAAUACCAGAGAUCAGCCUCUCCUGAAUUCUCCCUCUCAUCUGGCUCAACAAGCAGCACCAAUUCGGACAUUCUGGCAGAUGUGGAAGGGUCUGAGACGUGUUCAGCGUCCUCUGACAGCAGCAGCUCCGUGGCUCUGACAGGGAACAAGAGGAGGCUGCGUGGGUCACGAAUGGCCGGGAAGGAUGGAGUGAUGCCCCAGGGCAAGCGCAAGAGGAGCUAGUGCUGGGAGCAUCAGUGCUGGCAACCACCUCCUGGCCUCUCCCCGUUCUCCGAGUACCUGCCUACUGAGUAAAAUGCUCCCUUUUCACCUCACUGCCAUUCCAGCUGCCUUAAUGACCAGGCUGGUGCGUUUGCCCACAGCCCUGUGGGCCACUGGUGCCUGAGGCUGGGCAAGGAGUGUCAGAGCCCUGCAGGAGCCUGGCCUGGCUCCUGUGCCCCGGUUCCCUUGCUGGUGCAGCACCUGGGUCUGUGUGCUGCCACUGCUCCUGCCUGCACCCCCUGGAAGCCUCAUCUGGCCUCCUGGAAGCAGCUGAAGGACAGUUUUG